Messenger RNA from Klebsormidium nitens, 1981 nucleotides. Lineage: Eukaryota; Viridiplantae; Streptophyta; Klebsormidiophyceae; Klebsormidiales; Klebsormidiaceae. The record is from the annotation of a GenBank genome assembly.
UCAGGUUCUACUCGAAAUGUAAGGGUUGGAACUUCAUGAUGAAGGGCAAAACGGUGCUAAGCCUAUUGUCAUAUUCUGUCCUAGGGCGUCUGAAGGCUGAAGGUGGCAGCGCCAGUACCGAGGCACAUUGCACAGCCAAUUGUUUGCAAGAUCCGGAUUCCAAGCGGAGACAUAGCUGAUCUCGGCAUGGAAAGCGCCAAUGCGAGGCGCUGAUCGGAGAAUUCGGCGGAGAAACCAAAGCUAUCAUGUCGUCUAUUUGGGAAACUUGCAGACAGGCUUCUGGGCCGGCUCAGGGGCUGCAUGUUGACAGGAAGCCAUCUCCACAUUUGAACGUCGCAUGGUCACCGGAAGCUUUGCACUCAUGUCAGAUCUAUAAUACAAGCAGGAGGUUGCAGAAAAGCUGGUCGCUGGUAGAAAGGAGGGCCCGAUGCAGGACUCUUGAGAAGGGCCUGCAUUCAGGUAUAGGAAAAAGAUCAGGGCAUGGAGGUGUGUGCUGUUCAAGCAGAAAGUCCUCUGAUCAAGUGGUGGAGGCGCCGGAAAAAGAUCUUACAGGGGGCAACCCAAUAAAAGAGGUUGACGAAAAAGCAGGUCAGGUACUUGCUGUCAACCAGAGUGAUAGAAUCGAUGAAACUGAUCAGCGCAGCCUGGGGACAUCUGGUGGCCGCGUUAGUGGUACAGACAAUGAAAGCGCUCUGUCACCAGCCUCCACUUCAGGGUCAAAUGGCUGGCGGGAAGCUUCAAGCGAAACCGCUCUUUUCUCUAGCCUUCGGGAGAUAGGGGAAACCUUGCUGCUCAUCUCACCUUUCUUUUUCUGGGGCACGGCGAUGGUCGCUAUGAAAGAGGUGCUGCCGAAAGCAGGCCCCCUGUUCGUAGCGGCCACAAGGUUGCUGCCGGCAGGGGGGAUGCUGAUCGGGUUUACGAUGUUGAAAGGAAAGUCUAAUCCGAGCACAGCCAUGGCCUGGCUAGCGGUGGCGCUGUUUGCUCUUGUAGACGGUACCAUGUUCCAGGGAUUCUUGGCACAAGGCCUGAGUCGAACAUCCGCUGGUCUUGGCAGUGUCAUCAUCGAUUCCCAGCCCCUUACGGUGGCCCUGCUAGCCGCUCUUUUGUUUGGGGAGACGAUUGGCCCGCUUGGAGCGCUGGGCUUGGCGACCGGGGUUUUGGGGCUCUGCCUUUUAGAGGUACCCGAGGACACCCUCUUCUCGUUGCUCCGCUUCGAGUGGCUGUCCGCGCCCUCGGAGGUAUCUCAAAGCCUUUCUUCGUUAAACCCCGGGGGUUUGUGGGAGAGCGGGGAGUGGUGGAUGCUCCUGGCCGCGCAGAGCAUGGCCGUUGGGACGGUCAUGGUGCGAUGGGUCUCUAAGUACGUGGACCCAGUAGUCGCCACAGGCUGGCACAUGCUCCUCGGAGGCAUCCCGUUGCUGCUGCUGUCAGUUUCCGCACACGAGCCUGCGGUGUCGGGCCACUUUUCGGAUCUGGACUCGCAUGACUUCCUCGCGCUGCUGUACACGUCGGUCUUCGGCUGCGCUGUCAGCUACGGGGUCUUCUUCUACAACGCAAGCAGAGGCAAUCUGACGAAGCUCAGCUCCUUAACCUUCCUGACGCCGAUGUUUGCUGCAUUCUUCGGGUACCUAUAUUUGGACGAGACACUUACGCAAAUUCAGCUGGGGGGGGCUGCGGUAACCCUGGUUGGUAUAUACUUGGUGAACUUCAGAAGCUUAGCAGACUCGUUAGCGUCCACAAAGGACGAACUUUGAUAGAUUGAUAACCAACACAUUGCUGGACGAUGCGCUUGCUCAGCUAUCUAUAGCAGCCUUUUGACACUUGACGGAUCCGAGAUAUUCAUUCCAGCCGGCCCCUCCUACAUGAUUGUUACCCAACCCUGUCAAGCGCCUGCAGCACGCAGCUUGCUGUAGCGUGCAUAUGCUCAUUUUAGACAGACCGUGGCCGUCGACUUUGGCCGUUCACAUGGAAGAUAAUAUUGCUG